Molecule: messenger RNA, 5103 nt
Organism: Struthio camelus australis
Lineage: Eukaryota; Metazoa; Chordata; Aves; Struthioniformes; Struthionidae
Source: RefSeq, a predicted model, not a curated record
UCGCCCAUGUUUGAUGGCAAAGUCCCUCACUGGCAUCACUACAGCUGCUUCUGGAAGCGGGCUCGAAUUGUGUCCCAUACGGACAUCGAUGGCUUCCCUGAGCUCCGAUGGGAAGAUCAGGAGAAAAUCAAGAAAGCCAUUGAAACUGGAGGACCUGGAGGAGGAAAAGGAGGGGACCAGGAAGUAGGUGGCAAGGCUGAGAAAAGCCUAAACGACUUUGCUGCAGAAUAUGCCAAGUCUAACAGAAGUACUUGCAAAGGCUGCGAACAGAAAAUAGAAAAGGGCCAGAUCCGAAUUUCCAAGAAGAUGGUGCAUCCUGAAAAGCCGCAGCUGGGAAUGAUAGAUAACUGGUACCACCCGGACUGUUUUGUGAGCCGCCGAGCAGAGUUGGGCUUCCUCCCGACGUACGGGGCCGCUCAGCUCUUGGGCUUCGGGAUCUUGAAAGCUGAAGAUAAAGAAACUCUGAAGAAGCAGCUUCCAGCUACCAAGAGCGAAGGAAAGAGAAAAGGAGAAGAGGUAGAUGGAAAUGCAACUGCGAAAAAGAAACAGAAAAAAGAAAAAGAGAAAGAAUCAAAGCAGGAGAAACUGCUGAAGGAGCAGACGGAGCUGAUCUGGGGCAUCAAGGAUGAGCUGAGGAAGGUCUGCUCCACUAACGACCUGAAAGAGCUGCUGAUCGCCAACAAGCAGGAAGUGCCGUCUGGGGAGAAUGCUAUUUUGGACCGAGUAGCAGAUGGGAUGGCAUUUGGAGCUCUGCUUCCCUGCGAAGAGUGUAAGGGGCAGUUUGUCUUCAAGAGUGAUGCAUAUUACUGUUCAGGGGAUAUUACUGCCUGGACUAAGUGUGUUGCUAAAACACAGACACCCAACAGGAAAGACUGGAUAAUCCCAAAGGAGUUCCGGGAAAUCCCCUAUCUCAAGAAAUUUAAGUGUAAAAAGCAGGACAGGGUAUUCCCUCCAGAGGCUGCAACUAUGAACUCUGUGCCUCCUCCGUCUGCGUCUGCUCCUUUGACAGAAACCGUGUCCACACCCAGAGAUAAACCACUGACCAACAUGAAGAUCUUGGUUCUCGGAAAGCUGUCCAAAAACAAGGAGGAGGUGAAGAGCAUUGUGGAGGACCUGGGAGGAAAGAUGACGGGAAGCGCUAACAAGGCCACCCUGUGCAUCAGCACACCAAAAGAUAUAGAGAAAAUGAACAAGAAGAUGGAAGAAGUGAAGGAAGCCAAAGUCCGCGUGGUCUCAGAGGAGUUUCUUCAGGAUGUGAAAUCUUCCAGCAAGGGCUUUCAGGAGCUUCUCUCUCUCCAUGCGCUUUCGCCCUGGGGUGCAGAGGUGAAAAUGGAGCACCAGGAGGUCUCUGUAGAUGGGAGGUGCAGCAAACCCUCAAAUACAAAGAGUGCUGGGAAAGUCAAAGAAGAACAAGGUCCCAGCAAGUCUGAAAAGAAAAUGAAGCUAACGGUUAAAGGCGGAGCGGCAGUAGAUCCUGAUUCUGGUUUGGAGGAUUCUGCUCAUGUCUUUGAAAAAGGUGGAAAGAUUUUCAGUGCAACCCUUGGGCUAGUAGAUAUUGUGAAAGGAACAAAUUCCUAUUAUAAACUUCAACUGCUAGAGGAUGACAGGGAGAGCAGAUACUGGGUGUUCAGAUCUUGGGGUCGCGUGGGCACUGUGAUCGGGAGUAACAAGCUGGAGCAGAUGCCAUCAAAAGAGGACGCUGUUGAGCACUUUCUGAAUUUGUACGAAGAGAAAACUGGCAAUUCUUGGCAUUCAAAGAACUUCACUAAAUAUCCAAAAAAAUUUUACCCACUGGAAAUUGAUUAUGGACAGGACGAAGAAGCUGUGAGGAAACUGACAGUGGGUGCUGGGACUAAAUCCAAACUUGCUAAGCCGAUCCAGGAGCUUAUUAAGAUGAUCUUUGAUGUGGAGAGCAUGAAGAAAGCGAUGGUGGAAUUUGAGAUUGACCUCCAAAAGAUGCCGCUGGGGAAACUGAGCAAGCGACAGAUUCAGAGCGCGUACUCCAUCCUUAAUGAGGUUCAGCAGGCAGUUUCUGACAGUGGUUCUGAAUCCCAGAUCUUGGACCUCUCCAACCGCUUCUAUACACUGAUUCCUCAUGACUUUGGGAUGAAGAAACCACCUCUCCUAAAUAAUUUAGAAUACAUUCAGGCUAAAGUGCAGAUGCUGGACAACCUGCUUGAUAUUGAGGUUGCCUACAGCCUUCUCAGAGGUGGAAAUGAAGAUGGAGAUAAAGACCCAAUUGACAUCAACUACGAAAAGCUCCGAACUGAUAUUAAGGUUGUUGACAAAGAUUCAGAAGAAGCCAAGAUUAUAAAACAAUAUGUGAAAAAUACUCAUGCUGCUACUCACAAUGCAUAUGACCUCAAAGUUGUGGAUAUCUUCAGGAUUGAGCGUGAAGGAGAGAGUCAGCGGUACAAGCCAUUUAAGCAGCUUCAUAAUCGCCAACUGCUGUGGCACGGUUCCCGAACUACCAACUUUGCUGGUAUCCUCUCGCAGGGUCUCCGGAUAGCUCCCCCUGAAGCUCCUGUGACCGGCUACAUGUUUGGAAAGGGCAUCUAUUUUGCAGACAUGGUAUCCAAGAGUGCCAAUUACUGUCACACAUCUCAAGCUGAUCCCAUAGGCCUAAUACUACUGGGAGAAGUUGCCCUUGGAAAUAUGUACGAGCUAAAGAAUGCUUCUCACAUAACGAAGUUGCCGAAGGGAAAACACAGUGUGAAAGGCUUGGGCAAAACUGCACCUGAUCCUACAGCCACUACCACCCUUGAUGGUGUAGACGUUCCCUUAGGGAACGGGAUUUCCACUGGAAUUAAUGAUACCUGUCUUCUGUAUAACGAAUAUAUCGUGUAUGAUGUUGCUCAGGUAAAUCUGAAGUACCUGCUGAAACUGAAAUUCAACUAUAAGACAUCACUCUGGUGAACAAUAUUUAGAAGCCCUGUUAGAGUUAUACUGUAGUUACACUAUAGCGUUGACUUCUGACAUGCUUAAGCAUUGACUUCUCUUAUCAAGAUAUCAAAAGAGCUAAACUGCAGAAGAGGUUACUAAAUCCUGUUUAGUACAACACUUAGUAAAAGUUUUAUAUAAAUGUGUGGCAACACAUGGAACUGAAUUCUGAUGCGAAUGAGUACCUGGUUUUGUUUUAUACCACUUCUAGUUUUGGGGCUAUCAAGUGUUUCUUUUAAUUGACCAAACUGACCAAAAAACUCCGAGCUUGUGUUUUUAGCCAAACAGAGGUGGGCAGUAGUAGAAGGAACUUGAGGAUGUUCACAGAUGCUUGCUCUGUUAUGGUUCCCUCUUGUUUAAAAUACCCUUUUUCAGUUUUCAUUUUGAAUAAAUGUUAAAUGUGCAUUUAUUUUGAGGUAAAAAUAAAAGCUAAUUUCAUACUAACAGCUUUAUGUUUCAAAACUUGCAAAUUGUUUUGGUUUUAAGUCAUGAUUUAAAUGUAUUUGGAGAAAUGUUUUUAAACAUGCCAUCUCUUUCUGAAGACUAAACGCCAAACGUUACAAUCAGUAGUCACAUUUCAGCAAGUCAUGGUGAAAUGAGAACUUGGACUUUCCACUGAGACUUCAUCUGUCAACAGCUGGUGUGGUAAACCUGGAAAAUGAACUUGUGGCUGUUCGAAUUUAGUGUUAGCCCCAAUAAACCUCCUUUAAAUAGCUACUUUCAAUGUGAUGUAAGUUGGUUGUUGUAGAUCAAAGUCUUAACAGAGCCGUAAGUCGAGCUUUGGCAGAACAGGACAAGCUUUGCUUGCUUACUGACUUGACGUGAGGUGUGUUGCCACUCUGUAGGGUGGUCUUGAACACUCUCUUGAAAUGGCAAUGGAGACUAAUUUAAAAGUGUCCUGACGUGUGUUAUUUUUCCUCUUGAACUAACUCACUUGCGAUAAGCCGUCGAGCAAUAUGGGAAGACUUGACUAUAGAGUGACCUAACUUCUCUCUUUCCAAAAUUAUUUCCCUGAACCACACUCCCCUUCCUCUAGUUGCGGAGGACAAAUUGACUAAUCCCCAGGGACAGUUCUGUGCGGGCAGUGCAUUCAGUCUCGGCUCUACUAUGAAAGCUCUCAUCCUAAGAAGGGGACUAUUUGAGCUCAUACUGACUACUGCAGCCUCAGUCUUUGCUAACCUGUGUGCAAAGAGCCGAUCUGUUUUCUAAAAUGUUGUGAUGACCCAGUGCCUUUUGAAAGAGGAGUUCCAAACCAAAGCUGUUGCUUACGGUGCAGCUGUUUCCAGGACCCCUGAAGGAGAGGAAGAUGAGGAGUGGCGGAUGGAAAACAAAGUUGCUGUCUGGGAGAGAAGGAAACCUGGAAGGACCAGGUAGGUUGUAUGACUUUAGGACAGUUGAACGUAAGAGAAUCAAAUGAGGCUGAUGCUUGUGGAUAUGAGAGAAAGUGAAAAGAGUGGCCUUUUUUCUGGUGGCUCUUCAGUAGAGUUUAACCAGUGACUAAUCAUUACUUCACUUCCAACAGAAAGUUGUCUUGUUCAAGCAUUUAAGAAUUGAAUGUAAUUUUGUCAGUCUCUGGAAAAGAACAGGAGACCUGGUUCGGUUUAAUUGUGAAAUAGCAUUUCUCUUUACCCCUCAAAAAACAGGUUGCAGUUCAAUUUGGGACCAGGAAUUAAAGGUAGAUUCUUUUCCAGCAAAUGCAGCAGUAAAAGAUACACUGGGAUAGGACUUUCUGAAGAGGCAGUCGGUGCCCUUUGGGGACUGUAGGAAAGCCCUGGUAUGCCUGUCCCACUGUGAAGCCUGGUGCUUGUUCCCUGUGCCAGGCAGCUUAAUGUAAAUUCAGGGUGCUGCACCUCCUGCCAGCUUGUCUGACUGCCACUCCGGCUCCUAGUGAAAGCAGACACUGCUACUGUGAACGGGCGUACAAACAGCCUCUCCCCAGGGCUAGGCUGAGAAGAGCAGCACAGUAAAAACGACUGAAGGCACUGUCUUCGGAAAAUAUGCCCAGAGCAGAGCUGGUUGACAAGAUAUUCCCAUUUCUGUCAAAGCUACUUCAAAAGAAUGAGUUGUUCAGGGCAUCCGGUCCCAUGACUUACUCUGAGUUUCUGGAGGAGGGAUGUUGAGGAAUGACUUCUGAUCUAAACUCACUUAGGAAAAAAAAAAAAA